This is a messenger RNA of Prorocentrum cordatum, 597 nucleotides long. The record is from the annotation of a GenBank genome assembly. NCBI's taxonomy places the organism in Eukaryota, Dinophyceae, Prorocentrales, Prorocentraceae.
GGUGGUUUUCACGUUCCCGGGGGACAGGCGACGGCCCUGGGAGGCCGCAAAAGCUGCCACAAGGACCGUCCGCCGAGAUGUGUAGCACGACGCGCGGGGGCCUGGGCUCUGAGAAGGCGCGGGGCCUCCCAAAACGGCCCCGAAUCCCUCCAGCCUCACGCGCGACGCGCGCCCUCGGAGCGGCAGGGGAGGGGCCCCAUCUGGAAGGCCGCCCCCGCGGCCCGUCCUGCCCCCCAACACUGCGGGCCGCCGGGCUGGCUCGGAAUUCCGGAGGGCCCGCCGGCCCAACAACAGCCCGCCGGUGUCGGGAGAAGAAGAAGCGGACCUGCACGGGUUCCCCCAGGGCCGUCGGCGACCCGAGGAGGAGGAAGAGGAGGAGCAGGAGGAGGAGGAGCAGGAGGAGCAGGAGGGGCAGGAGGAGGAGGAGGAGGAGGAGGAGGAGGAGGAGGGAGGAGGAGGAGGAGGAGGAGGAGGACGGGUCGCCUAAGCCCUUCGGAGAAACCCUAACGGACCCCCUCCCUUUGAUCGGGGAUCUUCUGACCUGGGUCAGUCCUGACCUGGGUCGGUCAGGCCUUGCAGGACCCUGCCAGAUCCAGC